Trematosphaeria pertusa is the source of this 1531-nucleotide messenger RNA. RefSeq lists its product as uncharacterized. The transcript is spliced from 4 exons. The coding region runs from base 1 to 1188 and encodes 395 amino acids. Lineage: Eukaryota; Fungi; Ascomycota; Dothideomycetes; Pleosporales; Trematosphaeriaceae. The record is from RefSeq and is a predicted model, not a curated record.
AUGUGUCCCGGAGAGGCCGUAACCGUACCUGUUGACGAUGUCCUGCCCGAACAGAGCGCGUCACAAAUCAGCAGCAACACUCCAUUCGCGCUGUACGAAAAGAACAUAUUCAGCCCUCCUACCAGUCGACUGUCCUCGAGUCCGAAACGAUCCUCAAGCCCAACCCGCGAGACACCCAUCAUACUAAGGAGUGCAUGGCCUCCGGUGAUCGUAGAGAGUCUAAACGGUCUAAAGGACGCCCCGCCAACGCAUGUCGAGCGACUCGGUGACCGGUUAGUCGAGGGCGUUGACUUCGGCUUUAUUCCCAAAGGAUUGGAGCAAGUCAUCAAGGCCGAUCUCAAUGUGGGCUACCAAACCAUCAAACCGGCCGACUUCGACGCUGGCGACAGGCGCUCUGCUAACGAGCUGACGGCUUUGUGGGAGACCGUGAGGGACAUAUUCCUCAAUGCGCGCGAUUGCAAGGAUGGCAACCGUGAUGAGAAUGCGUGGUGCGAUGAUGUGGUACAGCCACUACUCCGUCUCGCGAUGCAUUUAUAUGGUAACACGCGAUGGUGGCUCCAGAGCGUUCAAUCCCAGUCCAUCAGUCCCGCCUAUCUCUCCGCAAUCCCCGCCUCCACCCCUAACGACGCCACCCGCCAUAAGCUCAUCGACCGUAAGACUGACUACGUGCUUUCCUACUCACCUUGCGACCCCACCAUCUUAGCACUCUAUAAGCGCCUCGUCGCCGCAAAUAGAGGAGAAAUUUCGCACACCCUCGAUACUUUUACAAAGCGGACGGCCCUCUUCUCGGGGUUUGAGGUCAAGCCUGCUUACGGAGUCCAUACCGAGGCGGAGCUGCAGAUGAGCAUAUGGAUCGCCGCAUCUUUGCGCAAGAAGCAGCAACUCGCACACGCCGCGGAGGUCUUAUUCGAGCCCGCGGCGAUGGCGGAGCCCGCGUUUACCGUUGUUGGCCAUGAGCACUACGUAUACUACGCCUAUCCGCAGGAUGACCUCGUGGCUGGGAGAAGUGGCGUGCAUGUGCUGGGCCCGGAUUCUGACCGGUUUGAGAAACUAGGAACGGAUUCAAUCCGUGGCAUCUUUCGGUUGGUCAGGCUAUAUGGGAAUUUGCUGAAAUAUGGGAUUGAUGGGGUUGAGGAGGGGUAUUGGGGGGGUUUCCUAGGCCUGGUGCUUGAGAAGCUGGCUAGCUAGUGGGAUUUCGACAGAUGUCGACGGGGUUCAGGUUGCCUAAUAAGCCUCACGAGGCGGUCCUGUUCGCAGCAUCUAAGCGACCUCAAGCUUCCAGGAAAUGGCGAUAUUCAACGAAGGAAAGUGCGCCUCCGUGGUUCAGAUGCGUGUUGAAGAACGCAGAUGGUGAAUCGAAGCCACAGUCACCAAUGUCUGCACGCACUGCACCGGAAGUAGGAGGUGUCGAAUAUAGCGUGUUACCCACCUCACCGCACCCUUCCCCUGUGCUCCAUCGGACCUCCCACCGUCCUACCCAGUAUUACAUCACCAACCAUGGAAAAAUAUACGAGCCCAUAGAGUUCCCAAU